This is a messenger RNA of Pararge aegeria (speckled wood butterfly), 2313 nucleotides long. RefSeq names its product coiled-coil domain-containing protein 170-like. Lineage: Eukaryota; Metazoa; Arthropoda; Insecta; Lepidoptera; Nymphalidae. The record is from RefSeq and is a predicted model, not a curated record. The transcript has 12 exons. Bases 1 to 2313 code for a protein of 770 amino acids.
AUGGAAGAAGAGAAGAGUAAAGAGGAGUUAGAAGAUUGGAAAGUAUACGAAAUGUUACGAAGCAAAACUCCAAUCGAGAUGGAAGCAGACGUUGGCAAUGAUGUGGUGACAACUUUGAGAAGUGAUUUAGCUGGAUUGCAAUAUAAAAGAGACAAAUUGAUUUCUGAAAACAGCGACUUAAAAAACCAAAUGUUGUCCAGAGAUCAAAGAAUUUUAGAACAGCAGGUUGAAAUUGAUCAUCUUCGCGAACAAAAUGCACGGCAAAAUGCUAUUAUAUCAUCUCUCAAAAAGAAGAUUCAAGAUCUCGAAGAGUUUCAACGUAAUUUACAAGCUUCGCAAGGUAGAAGCGAACUAACUGUACAGACUCUACAAAGAGAUAACCGUUAUUGUGAAGAGAAAAUUAAAGACUUGGAAAAGAAAUUAAGGUCUCUAGAAUUAGAGUGUAACAAUGAAGAGCAGCAGAAAGAAAAUGCUCGCUGUCAAUUUCACGAUCUUGUUAGAAGACUAUCAGUUGCAUUGGACGCAGAUUUCUGUGAUACCGCACAUACACAUUCGCCUGAAAGUCUUAUAAUCAAAGCGGCUGAACUCGUACAGGAAAUAACUAGACUGAAAAAUAAAUGUAUGAACACUACAGAAAACUUGUCGACAAUUGAGCAAGAUCUCAGAAGUUGCAGAGAUUGUUUGGAAAGAGCCAAUUCUGACAAAGAUAUUCUACAAAGACAGCUUUCAUCCCAGCUCCUCGAUAUUGAAAGACUGAAGCAAGAAAAAGAAUCUCUCAGUGUUUCUAACCGAGUUAUGGAAAGAGAACUGCACGAAGCCAGGGAAAAACUAUCACAUUGCUCGAAAAACUUAAAUGUUGUUACUGAUAACGUUAAUCAAAAUGAAUCGUUGAUUAUUCAACUGAAAGAGGAUUUAAGACAUCGGGAUGAAAAAUAUCAGAGAUUGCAGGCAGAAUUCCGUAACACCAUGGAAUCGAUUGCUAUAUUACUCAGCCUGCCUACACGUUUUGUGGAAGCUCAUGAAAGUACUAUCAAGGACCGCAUAAGAGAAAUUUUAAGUGAAAAUAAGGACAAAUCCUUGCAAUUGGAAGCCUUGCGAGAGAAGCUAGGAAUGGAAUCCCAACAACUGGGAAGGACAGCGCAUCUACAUGAUCAAGCUACAAUUCGUGUACGAAUUCUUGAAGACGAAAGGAACAUGCUGGAAGGAAAAGUUCAUAAAUUGGAGUCAGAGUUGAACUCUAUGGAGAUAUCACGAGAUAAUCUACGAAAAGAUAAGGCUAACUUCGUAGCAUUCCUCGAACGUCUGAGCCGCACCCUUAAUAUGGAUGAGUUGACACAAGACAUCGGAAUAGAGCUCCACACCGACUCUAUAAUACACCGAGCGGAGCAACUCGCGAGACUCGAGAGCGAUAAAAUUGUUGACAAGCUGCUAUAUUACGGAUAUUAUGGGACCCUCCCGCGACUGCGAAGGGAACGGUCUUUCCAUGAUUUGCCUUAUCUCAAAGAAACCGCUGUUGUAUACCAGCUGCAACGACGUAUACGCAUACUGAGAGAACAACUGCAAAGAAAAGACUUGCAUUUAGAUUUGCUUCGACGAAAAUUAAGCGUUCAGGACGAAAGUUCCCGAGUUCGGGCUGUGCUUCAAGCGGAACGCGACGAAGCUGUCAACCGCAGCAAGAAAUUGGCGAGGCAGUGUGACAAGCUGAGUGUGCAGUUGAGCGAAGCGCGUGCUCAGGUUCGCGAUCUCAAUGCUCAACUCGCGGAUGCCGCCGAAUAUAAGAUAACGUCACUUGAACGGGCACGCAAAAUUGAAGAGCUGCAAAAGAAAUUAGACGAAGCAGAUUUACUUCGUGCACGCUACAAUCGUAAAGUGAACGUCCUGAAGGACCAAGUAAGAGCCACCGGUGAGACCUUCGAGCAAGAGAGAACUACCACAGACCAUCAGAUGACAAUGCUUAGAGAUGACCUCGCCAGGACAAAAGAAGCUCUCGCUGAGUGCCAGAGAAGAGAAGCCCAACUGCUGAGCUUUAGGAGCUCGAUCGCUAAGCUCCUAGGGAUACUGGUGCCGUCGUCGGUCUCGGACUUCGAGAUGGUAUCGAGACUACAAAAACUGAUUGAUGCGCAUCACGACUUCACGGUUGUUUCGCGGCGAUACGACGAUCCCACACUGUUGCGUGCUUCGUCCAGGUCUCCACCACCUUCCAGAUGCAGAACUCGGACACCCGAUCGGUCCCUACGCUAUGACGAUUCCGGAUAUGCGGAUCCGGCGUUCGACCUCGAAGACGAUCUGUACAAGGGGCGUGCGGCAUUGUGA